AUGACCAAAACAACAACAGAUCCUUUAAUGACAACAAAUAAAGAUAUGACAGUUACAUGUACAACAAGAACUACUGAUCGUAUUCGAAAAAGAUUAAAAUAUACCAGUUUACAUCAUUUAAAUAAAUUAUCGAAUAAAACAAUCAAUUCGUCAAUUCAUUAUUUACUUCCCUUGUUACAAAACAAUAAUAAUAAAUAUUAUUCAACUAGCAAAAAUGUUCCAUUCGAUAUUGAUUCACAAUUUAAACAUAUUUCUAAUGACUAUAAUACUAUGAUGUGUGAAAAGAGUCAGCUGAAACCUUCAUUCACUUCUGGAUCCUAUAAACACUUAACUAAAGAUAUUGAGAGUAGUAAUAUUAGUGAUAAAGAUAACUUAUUCCCAACAUCAGUUUUAUCCUAUACUGAUCAUAUAGCAUCAGUUAAACAAUCAACAAUCAAUACUAAUCAUUUAUUUGUCCCACCACCUUGUAUACCGAAUUCUUUAUUGAAACCAUCAAUUUCACCUAUCAUAACAAACAAUACAACUUCAUUUUCAAACACAAUAAAAGUGAAUGCUUCCAUGUCAAAUAAUCAUCAUCUUACUGAAAAUACUACUACUAUGUCUACCAGUAGUAGUAACAAUAAUAAUAAUAAUAAUAAUAAUAAUAAUAAUAAUGGAAGAAAUUUAUCAUUUUUAAUGUCGAAAAUUCUAGAUAAUUCCCGAAAUACAGAAUAUUACCGAUUAAUCCAAAUUCAUCAGUUCCAUCUUCAACAUUAUACAUCUGAAAUGUACUAA
Schistosoma mattheei is the source of this 774-nucleotide messenger RNA. NCBI's taxonomy places the organism in Eukaryota, Metazoa, Platyhelminthes, Trematoda, Strigeidida, Schistosomatidae. The record is from the annotation of a GenBank genome assembly.